Messenger RNA from Oncorhynchus masou masou (cherry salmon), 3549 nucleotides. RefSeq names its product TAM41 mitochondrial translocator assembly and maintenance homolog (gene tamm41). Gene Ontology annotation, cellular component: mitochondrion. Lineage: Eukaryota; Metazoa; Chordata; Actinopteri; Salmoniformes; Salmonidae. The coding region runs from base 290 to 1252 and encodes 320 amino acids. The transcript is spliced from 8 exons. The record is from RefSeq and is a predicted model, not a curated record. Gene Ontology annotation, molecular function: phosphatidate cytidylyltransferase activity. Gene Ontology annotation, biological process: CDP-diacylglycerol biosynthetic process; cardiolipin biosynthetic process.
ACGUACUUUCUUAGUGUUGAUGAAGAAAAAAGCAACAAAAGUGCAGCUAAUAUUGGCACGUAUAGCUAUGUAUUAAAGUCAGGAACCAUGGUCAAAGAUAAAUUCUGUGCCAUGCUAUUGCGUAGGCGUAUGUGACCGUUUGCUGCUUCACUUUUCUCGUGGUUGUAAUUAUUAGAUAAGAAAUAGCGGAGCCGGUGAAUAUACUUUGCAAUGGCCGGUUAGCUAAGUUGGCUGAAAUGUCAUUCUCAGUGUUGUUGUAGCUCCAUUUAUAUGAAAGCACAUUGCAAUCAUGACGCUUCCAGCGCUGCAGAACACCAGUGUGCUCUACCGAAGAAUACUGUCGCAGUUCCCUCAAGACAUCAGCCUUGCAUUUGCUUAUGGAUCUGGAGUAUUCAAACAAAAUGGAACUAGCCAAGGUCAAAUGGGGAAAAACAUGCUGGAUUUUGUGUUCGCUGUAGACGAUCCAGUCACCUGGCAUACCAUGAACCUGAUGCAGAACAGAAAACACUAUUCUGUAUUAAAGUUCCUGGGUCCGAGGAAGAUCAGCCGAAUACAGGAAGAGCACGGGGCUGGGGUGUACUACAACACCUUAGUACCUGUGGAUGGAAGGAUAAUGAAGUAUGGCGUGAUCAGUACUGACUCUCUGAUUGACGACCUGCUCCACUGGAAGACCAUGUAUAUUGCUGGCAGACUGCACAAACCGGUGAAGAUCCUAGUGCAGGGUGAGAACGGGAAGAUGCGUGCUGCGUUGGUGGGGAACCUGAAGAGCGCUGUGACUGCCUCCUUCCUCAUGCUUCCUGAGAGCUUCUCUGAAGAGGACCUUCUCCUGCAGAUUGCUGGGCUCUCCUACGCCGGGGAUUUCAGGAUGGUGAUUGGAGAAGACCGGUCCAAGGUGGCUAACAUUGUCAAGGAAAACGUCCAGCACUUCCGCAUCCUCUACAACAAUAUUCUGCAGGAGUGUCCACAGGUGGUGUACAAGCCACAGCAGGGGAAACUGGAGGUGGAUAAGAGUCCAGAAGGUCAGUUUGUCCAGCUGAUGGCCCUCCCCAGGACCCUGCAGCAGAGGAUCACACGACUGGUGGACCCGCCUGGGAAGAACAGGGACGUGGAGGAGAUACUACUACAGGUGGCCCAGGACCCAGACUGUGGUUCCGUGGUGCAGCAAGGGAUAUCGUCAAUAGUGAAGUCGUCAAGCAUAACUCAGACCGCCAAAGGAAUCGCCACGGCUGGGCUGAUGUACAGGUCUACCUGACUGUGUUCUCCUCAUACAGGGCUGCUGAAGUCUCUGUCCUACAGCACCAAGAAGCUCCAGAAGAUGUGGAAGGGCUGGAGAAUGAAGACACCUUGAUCCUCCCAGUUAUAUUUAAUCAAUAAGGCCCGAGGGGGUGUGGUAUAUGGCCAAUAUACCACAGGCUAAGGGCUGUUCGUACGUACGAACGACGCAACGCAGAGUGCCUGGAUACAGCCCUUAGCCUGUGGUAAUAUUGGCCAUACAUCACAACCUCCCCGAGGUGCCUUAUUGCUUAAAUAUAACUGGUUACCAAUGUAAUUAGAGCAGUAAAAAUAAAUGUUUUGUCAUACCCGUGGUAUAUGGUCUGAUAUACCACGGCUAUCAGCCAAUCAGCAUUCAGGGCUCGAACCACCCCGUUUUUAUAAAUGGCUAUAUACUGUACAGUUCCUUUCUGCCUGGAUGAACUGAUAUACCAACCUGUUCCCCUUGGGGGCAUUGUUCAAGAGGAUGCAACAUCACACAACGUUUUAGAUGGAUAGAAAUGUGUUGUGCACAACAUAUAUAUACGAUACUCUGUCAUGCACAAUAGGGAAUUGUUAUAAUUUUUUACCUGCAGCGUUGUGAAUGUUUCACCUAACUGAAUAUAACCCAGUUACACAAAGAGGUCCUUUUUUAAAAACGAAGCCCUGUUUCCCUGCACCUGUCUUAAUCUACAUGUCUAUAGGGUCUGUUGACCGUUUUAAAUCGGCCAUUACCUGGGGUGUAUUCAUUCCGCCAAACCAAACUUGUUUUUAGUUGCAGACGUUUCGUCAAACAGAACAAAACCGGGAGUGCUGAUCGAUUUUAUUUUUUUUAUUUUUAUUUUUUUUAACUGAAAUUUUGGUUGGAGGCGGCUUAUGGUGAGACAAAUGAACAUGCGAUUCUAUGGCAACAGCUCCGGUGAACAUUCUUGCAAUCAGCACGUUCCCUCAACUUGACCAUCUGUGGCAUUGUGUUGUGACUAAACUGCACAUUUUUAAAGUGGCCUUUUUUUGUUGUCGUCUCCCAGCAAAAGGUGCACCUGUGUAAUGAUCAUGCUGUUUAAUCAGUUUCUUGAUAUGCCACACCUGUCAGGUGGCUGCAUUCUCUUGCUCGCGAACAAAUCUAUGCACAAAAUUUGAGAGAAAUAUGCUUUUUGAGCAUUUCGGGGAUAUUUUACGUUCAGCUCAAGAAACAUGGGACCAACAUUUUAUAUGUUGCGUUUUAUAUUUUGCUUCGGUGUACAAUGACAAGAAUCUAUAGCACGUAGAAGGUGUCUGGUCUGUGUGGUGCAGACACGGAGAGACAGAAGAACACAUGAUAGCUGCUUUGCCAGGUAUCUCUACCUGAAAAUACAUGAUCCAAGUGAUUGAUCGUUGGUAUUCAGCAGUCAUAAAAGUAUGCCUUUUUUUUUUUUUAACUUUGAAGAACUAAUAAAAUUGUGUUUUCUUGUUGUCAGACAGCAGCUCUAUAGAGAUGAGGUGACGUGGAAUUCAAAUGAUAAAGUUAUCAUAUUGACCUAAAACAGCAGAAAUACCUUAUUACAGUAAUGUGAAUAAAUUAUGGCUUAAGUGAUGAGCAGUAAUGGACAGUCAAUACCAUCAUGGAAUGUAUUGUUUUAUUUUGUGUCAACCCACAAUGCGUUUCAUGUCAAAACAAAAUAAUUGAAACCAAAAUGGAAAACCGGCACCAGGAGGGACCUAUCUGAAUUUGACUAAUAGAAACUCACCAAACUAAAAUGUUUUGUUUGGCAGACUGCAUUCUCCCCUUGGAUAACAUCUCGGCACAUUGUGUGUCACCCACAAUGAUGUAGGUUGUAAAAUGACUUUUUAGUGCACUUAAAAAGAGAGUGAAAGAAACGGUAUGUCACUCAUAUCUUUGUAAAAUGGCAGUUAUAAUGAGAAUGGAAUAAAGCGUCAUCACCUUGGUUCCCGGUAAUCAGUCUCUCCACCCCCCCACUGCACUUAACUCAAACGUUUUUCCACGUGAUAGACGGGUUUGCUGACAACGAAAACAAUGGUGCAGAAUGCAGUGUGUUUCUGAACGGUGAAAUACCUAACGAUAAUGACAAGAAUCUGCCACGUGGGAAGUAAUGGGUGGCUCGUUUUUAAUCUUGUUUUUGACUCCGUGUCUUGUUUUGAUUGUCACGUCUUUGCUAAGAAGGUUUGAAUUCACUAUAGCUUGCUAACCAACAACUGGAAUGAUGUAUUUGAGACAAGUGGUCAUUUGCGAAAAAUGUAAGUUUUCAAUAAACAUUAAAGACGAAAUAUAGUUUACAUGUUGUAAACAAUCUAAGCCAA